AUGACAGUGUUAGCCAGUUGGGCUCGGUUUGCGCACACUGCCUCAGUAACUAGAGGCGAAUUGUGGUACGUUUUGACGCAUAAAAACCGUAGUAAAUUCUGCGGGUAAUGAUCAAUUCGAGUAAUAUAUUUUCACACAUGUUUAGUUUUAGUAUUAGUUAGUGCAGUGCUUCUAUAGUGAAUUAAAAUGAGAGCCAACCAAUGAAAUUCAUAUAUUCAGGCGUUACGACUGAUCUGUCUAACUGAAUUUGAUGGUUUAUCAUAUGCUGAUAAAAUGUGGAAAUCUUUAAAAGUUUUAUUCAUCAAAUAUUUAGAAACAUAGUUUAUAAACAUUAUGUAUUCAAUGCUGGUCACUGUCGAAAUUGAAUAUAAUUUUUUUGUAACAGAAUUUAUAUUGAAUAUUUGAAAUUUUACAAAUACAAUUACGAUAAUGCCUUCGUUCAAUCAAGAAAUAAACGUUGAUCUUAAUUCCAAUGAAAAUUGCCUCUAUAAGAUUGAUUCAAAAGAGGAAAAGAAAGAAGUCAAGUAUGUCGCCAACGACGUAGUAAGCAACGGAGUGCCAGAAGGCCUUAACGAUGAUCAGAAGCUAGCCUUUGCAUUAAGAGAUUUUUUGGGACCGUCAAAUACUGUUUUGGACGAAGAAGAGCCCUCUCCAUCCAACAUUGAGCAGAAACUGCCUUAUAUCGAUGAAGUCGUUGAUAAUGAAGAAGCUGCACAAUCCGAUGAUGAGCCGACACAAAGUUAUGAAACAGACGAAGUACUUAAUAAUGCUGCAUGCCGACUUAGACGAUGGCGAGCGGCGUCCAGAAAACUUCGUCGUCCGCGAAUUAUUAAUAAUUUAAAUACAAAAGAGGGUUGUAACGGUGGAGUAAAAACAGUUAAUAGUCAUACAGAUCUGGCCGACCGUUUGCGGAGUUUAGCAGCAGCAAGUAAUAUGUCAGCCUCAGCUGGGGAAUUGCUGUCUCUGGCGCCUCCACCUCCAGCCGCGACUGCUCCACCAUCGCCGGGUUGUCUGCUUACACCUUCACUAGCAGAUCAGAGUUCAUCAGAAUAUUUCGGUUCGAGUCCCGAAUGUUGUGCUGACAACAGUGGACAGAAGAGUGGUUCUGUGGGCACCCCAUUGCCACCCCCUGGACCGCGCUACAAGCUUGCCACGGAAGGUGCCCUCAGGAUCUGCAGUUUCCAACACACAAGGACAGUCGUCGACAAGAUCCUUGGAGCAAAGUUCUUCAGGAAAUGGGAAACACACGUACUGUGUUUACUAGAAUAUCACAUUGUAUCUAAAACUCCUUCUGGUCUCUUGGAAAGACCGUUGACGUAUAGCUGCAUGCAGGAGGUUUAUUGCAUCACUCGAUGGGAUCAAGCGAGGAAAUACUGCCUGCGUAUUGUCAUGCCGCACGGAUCGCUUCUCUUACAGGCAAACGACGCUUACACAAGGGACCAAUGGUAUUACUCAAUAAUCUGGAGGAAAAACAUGAUAAGGUACAGAAAUUUUUUGACCAAAUCAGUAAGGAAAGAAGUCGUAUUCAAAGAGCUUAAGAAUAUGGUGGAUUUCGUGAUGACAACACCGUUACAAGACGAAAGUGUUACCAGAUCACCUCUUCAAAUCCUGACCGAUCUACUAUCAGAAAACAAAGAUAGCUCAGAUUGGGAGGAGUGGACGGAAACGGCGGCUAGCGUUGCGGCUCCACUGCUAGCGGAGAGGUGUGUGAGCGGGGAGCUUUGUUCGUUGCUAGCUCGUCUCUGCAGGCGGAGACCUCGAGCCGCUCCCUUACCCGCUCUCGCUCCGCCCGUCAGGCGCGUCCUUACAAGAAACGUAGACUUCGGAAAAGCCCCCAGCGCGAGACAAUUUGUCAGAGAUUACAUUAGCGCCUUAAGCUGUCACAACUCCGGCGAGCAAUUGGUCCGUCGUUUCGUGGAGGUGACCCACGGCAGCCGGGCGCUCUGCCCUCACCCCCGGGCUGCCCCCAACCUGACAGCUGUGUCACUCGCCGCCAUCGACGAUCACUACCGUGACAAACCAAAACCGCACGUCUGCGACGACAGCGAACAUGAAGUCCUAUGCUUUGCUGACAUCCUCGAACACAUGUGUGAAUAUGACGACUGGCUCGUGGUAGUGGGAGGCGUACUCCAGCCUGUGCCGCUGUGUGUGAGUGCUAUGAGCUGUCCCCGUGUCUGUGCUCGUCUGUGCACUGUGCUCGGCCGAUUGUCACGGGACCCUCGCUGUGCUUGUCAUGGCUGCGUGUCGCCAGCUCGUGCCGCCCGCCCAUCACCGCCCUCCUGGUUAAGAGCCUGCGCACCGUCUGAUCCCAUAUUGGCGCUGCCACAAGAACAGCUGUGCAAACUCUGGGGAGAUAUGUUGAAAUCACUACUCAACUGUUGCUGCAAGAGGAAAAGUUUCUUACAAGCGAUGAGCAAACACGUUCCUGAUUUCGUGAUGGUUGCUCUCACUGAACACCCUGCGGCAUUAGAAGCUUUAUGUCUAAUGUUGGAAUGGGAGGUUGCAACCGGCGAGCAAACACAAUUGGAAAUAAUAGCGGCCUUACAAGGAACAGAAUUAGGACAAAAGUAUUACAAAGACUUGUGCGAAAGACAACAAACCUUGCAAAGGCUGCAAUCUCAGGGCGGUCCUCGUCGUCUAGCGCUGCCUGUUCGUGCGACGGACGCCGAUGUCGCAGCGCUGCUAGAAGCCGGUGCUCUUGGAAACCUUGAAUGUCUCAGCCUCGCCUUCACCAGCGUCACUAGUGAAUGUGCGCAGCACUUAAUUAAGUUGCCGUCAUUGCGCUACCUAAAUUUGUGGGCCACACAAUUUGGAGACAGUGGCGUCCAGCUCAUAGCUGAACAUCUUCCUCGUCUUCAAGUCCUAAAUCUAUGCGAGACGCCCGUUUCAGAUAAAGGAAUCGAAGCUUUGUCAGGUCUCUCCAGUCUCCGGAGGUUAAAUUUGAACAGCACCAAGUUAUCUGCUGAAGCGUUUCAAGUCCUGCGUCAGAGGUUACCACAUUUGCAGGAGUACGACAUCAGGUAUACUGAGGCAUGGUGACAACGAGACCCCGCGCCUAGCGCGCUCAACCUACUAUCAGACUCUUAAAGAUAUUUAGGAUCUCAUUGUGAAAUAUGCAGUUUUUGGCUCUUGCACCAAGGGUCAGACCAAAUUAAUUCUAAUUCAACGGUUCUUAGAGCCCGAUCACAUGAAACAAAAGUUCUAUGUACUUUAUAUUAAGAUCGUUUAGAAUAAAUUAAAUUGUUAAAUUUUGGAUUAUGUUAAGAGCCAAUGACUCCGUCAAACUAUUUCCAAACUAUACGAUUUUAAAUUUAAAUGAAACUGAGCUGCCUGAUAUUUUAAUAUCUUAAUUAACCCAACGUGAAGGUGUGGGUAUUGUAAAAUAGUAUAUAGUCCUUAAAUGUCAUGUAUAUAGAUUAUAGGUAUAUUAUUUUAGCAUUUAAAUUAUAGAAAUUAUUUUGUAAAUAAAGUAUGCCUUGCAAAUGAGAGUUAUGAGGGUGAGGAAUAUCGUUUAAAGUGAAGCUUACAAUGUGCAAGUAUUGUCAAUAUACUAUUGCUAAACCAUCACUAUAAAUAAGAUAAUUGAAAUGACAUUAUUUUUAUCAUUGAUUCCUCAUUAAAUGCAAUUUUAUGGUAAGAUUAUUUUGUAUAUUAUAAAGAUUAGAUAAAUUCGAAUUCUUCUUUUUUUUGUUAAGUAAUAAAUGUAAAUGAUGCUAUGAUGUUUAUGUUAAAAAUUUAGAUGUGUUGCCAUAAGUUACUGUAAUUCCUAUUUCUGUAAAUUUGUGCUGUCGAUUUGCUUUGUACAUUAAGGUCUAUUGAAAGCAUUUAUAGUUGUUUACAAUUAUAAUUUCAAUAAUAUUAAAUUAUCAUAGCAACUUCUGUUACUUUUUAAUUUUAAACGAAAACUGUAAAAUUUACGAUAUUUCGUAAAAUUGUGUCAAAUUAAUUCUUAUUUAAGAAAUCAAACUUAUUUUUCCUAUGUUAGUAUUCAGUUUUUGUUGUGAUUACCCUUAAUAGUUACUUAAUUGUUGGUGUUAUUUAAUAGUACAUGUAAUUUCUAUAUUAUCAUAAAUAUACCAUAUAAAGUAAUUUUGAUGGGUAUAUUAAUAAGUUACAAUUAGAUUGAAAAUAAAAAGAAAAAUGACUAUCGAAUCACACUUUUGUACUUUUACAUUAUUUUAAAAUGAUUAUAUGUGUAGUAAAUUCUUAUCAGACAUCAUAAAUGAAUAUGUCAUGAGAAGCCUGUGGUAUUUUAAUUGAAAUUAGACAGCACCAAAUUCAUUUUCUGGUCAUAAGAAAUACGCUUCAAUCAUAAGUAUUGUUAGAUUAAGAUGUUGAGAUCGUCAUGGCUGUGAAGAAUGAAGCGAAUGAACAGUGUACAUGUGGUGUUCGACCUAAAAUCUUUGAUAUUAUAUUAUGUUUAUCUAUUACUAGUAAUUUACAAUUUAACUAUUCCCUUUUACUGCCCUAAAUCUCAAUAAGAAACUGUAUACAAACAUAAAACAUGGCAAAUCAGUUAUAAUAUGAUCUCACUUAUUCCUUACUAAUAUACCGGUAAAAAGUUAUAUCCGUAUGUUACACAAUAUACACUUGGACGAAUCAGGAUGUAUUAGUGUUGAUGGAAAUAAUGUGAUAGUUUUAUUAAAUAAGGUUAGGUCUUACAUGUGUAUUCUUAAAUCUGUAAAACUUUAGUGUAUGAACACCAAAUAAUUGUUGAUCUUUUAAAUAUUAAUUAAGAUGUAAUAAAUAAAUUGAAAUUUUAAUGUCUCGCAACUUGCUUUUGCAAUAUGUUGACUAUCAAUAAUUAUAUUGCACUUUAGAUUUUAGGAGUGUUAUUAAAAUUUACAUACAUAAAGAGGUUAAAAGACUUAAGAGUUUUUUAUUUGUAAUAAAAGUUAGAAAUAAUAA
Danaus plexippus (monarch butterfly) is the source of this 4908-nucleotide messenger RNA. RefSeq names its product C-Maf-inducing protein-like. The coding region runs from base 430 to 3039 and encodes 869 amino acids. The record is from RefSeq and is a predicted model, not a curated record. NCBI's taxonomy places the organism in Eukaryota, Metazoa, Arthropoda, Insecta, Lepidoptera, Nymphalidae. The transcript has 14 exons.